Molecule: messenger RNA, 910 nt
Organism: Bactrocera oleae (olive fruit fly)
Lineage: Eukaryota; Metazoa; Arthropoda; Insecta; Diptera; Tephritidae
Product: dynein light chain roadblock-type 2
Biological process (GO): microtubule-based movement
Cellular component (GO): cytoplasm; centrosome; cytoplasmic dynein complex
Molecular function (GO): dynein intermediate chain binding
Source: RefSeq, a predicted model, not a curated record
CUUUUCACCUGAAUCAGUAGACGACAACCAGAAUGAAAAUCAAUGUUGUCAUCGAUCAAGCAAAAAACACAAGUGGGGUUGCAUUUGACAAAAAAUUAAGAGUACUUUUUAUAAAAGGCAAGUUACCAGUGUGGCGUAUUUGUUUCGAAAUCCUUUGACUAUUUUGAAUUUCACUAUCCACUCGUUAAGGUCAACAUAUUGUAAAAUUAAACUACACUCUUGAAUCGUGUUUGUUGUAAUCAUUUUUUAAUAUUAAAAUUUAAUCAAAUAAAACAAAAAAAUUGUAAUAAUCCCCUUUACGAUGAUUGUAAUAUAUAGGUUCUAAUACAUUGUGUUUAUGUAAAAAUUUUUGCAAUACAAUUUUUGAUCAGCUACUUAAAAAGCUUAUUUAUUAUUGAAACUCAGCAACCAGUUUCAUGCACUGCACAUCAAUUCUUCGAAGUGUCUAUAGAUGAAAUUAUUUUAUAUAUAUACAUAUAUAUUUCUUAUGAUAAUUUAGUAAUUUUCAAUGUUGUCAAUUCAAUUGGAAAACGUUGUGCGCAGGAAUGCCGAAAACACAGAACGUAUCAUGAGGAACGCCAUUGGUUAUGUGGUGUCGAAUAAUGCUUUGGGAACUGUGAUACAAUCCACAUUCGAUAACAGCACUUCUGGUGGCAUAACUAAAUUGAUUAGUGGAGUACUAGUGCCAACAGCUCGCAGCGCAGUGCGCGAUUUAGAUUCCACCAAUGAUUUGGCCUUUCUUCGCAUUGCAACACGAAAAUUUGAAUAUUUAGUCGCACCGGAAAAGGAAUUCACAAUUGUUGUGAUGCAAUAAAAUUAUAUUUAACCAUCUAUAACAUAUAUGAUUUUGUAUAUUUUGGUUUUGUACAAUCUUUUUAUAUUUGAAAUUACAAUUCAUAACUGUAUUCUA